UCAGAGAGUCCGGCUCUGCUUACAGCCUCUGACGCCAGAGGGACUGAAAAUAGCCCCUGGAGGGGGGCUAUUUAAAGGGCCUGGAGGAGUCGAGCGGGCGAGAGAGACCAUGGCCGCCUCGGAGCUGAGUUGCCGAGUGUCCGAGGAGAACCGGGAGCGCAGGGAGGCCUUCUGGGCCGAGUGGAAGGACCUGACACUCUCUACACGGCCCGAGGAGGGCUGCUCCCUGCAUGAGGAGGACGCCGUGCGCCGGGAGACCUACCACCGGCAGGGGCAGUGCCAGGCGUUGGUGCAGUGCUCGCCCUGGCUGGUGAUGCGGAUGGGCUUCCUGGGCCGUGGGCUGCAGGAGUACCUGGUGCCCUACCAGCGGGUGCUGCCGCUGCCCAUCUUCACCCCCACCAAGCUGGGCGCCAAGGAAGAGCGCGAGGACACCCCCCUCCAGCUGCGGGAGAUGCUGGCGCUGGAGGCAGCCCUGGGCGGCCAGAGUGCCGAGCGCCAGGACGUGGCCGAGAUCACCAAGCACCUGCCUCCCGUGGUGUCUGUCAGCAAGCCGGGGGCCCUCCACCGCUCCCUAUCCCGCUCCAUGUCCCAGGAAGCCCAGAGGGGCUGAGACCCCUGGGACUCGGCUCUGCUGCAUGCGGCCAGUGCCCAGCCCAUCCUGGCUAGGACCAUGGACGGGAGCUCUGGCCGUGGGUGCUUUGUAGUUUGCUGAGUUGGGGGCUGGGGAAGGAGGGAGCCAGAGGCCAGGAUGCUGAGGUCCUCUGAGCACCCGGAGCGAGGGGGUGGAGAGCUGGGGCUGGCACAGCUGAGCCACCCUGGCCCCAGGAGAAGGCACAGACGGACUACGUAUGGAGAGGGGACACAAGGGUGAUGAGAAGGUGACCCUGAUUCCAGCUUCAGAGAGAGAUGAGGAAACGUGUGGAAUGUGCUGGGAAGGACGCUUGGAACAGUCUGAAGAAAGAGGGAGGGAGGGAGACGUGGAGAGGGCAGAGGCGGGGUGGGGCCCCCAACCCCCGCUGUUAGCGCUGCAAUAAACAGUCCUGU
Sorex fumeus (smoky shrew) is the source of this 1044-nucleotide messenger RNA. It is a transcript of the gene TCAP, whose product is annotated as titin-cap. Gene Ontology annotation, cellular component: Z disc. NCBI's taxonomy places the organism in Eukaryota, Metazoa, Chordata, Mammalia, Eulipotyphla, Soricidae. The transcript has 2 exons. Gene Ontology annotation, biological process: cardiac muscle contraction; skeletal muscle contraction; cardiac muscle tissue morphogenesis. The coding region runs from base 110 to 610 and encodes 166 amino acids. Gene Ontology annotation, molecular function: titin Z domain binding; structural constituent of muscle; titin binding. The record is from RefSeq and is a predicted model, not a curated record.